AUGGUGCCGAAAGCUAAGAAGGAAGUUCCUGCCCCCACCAAAGCCAAAGCCAAAGAAAAAGCUUUGAAGGCCAAGAAGGCAGCGUUGAAGGGUGUCCACUGCCAUAAAAAGAAGAUCAGCACAUCACCUACUUUCUGGCGACCCAAGACAUUGCAGCUCCAGAGACAGCCCAAAUAUCUUCUGAAGACCCCCCCCCCGAGGAGAAACAACCUUGACUACUAUGCCAUCAUCAAGGUCCCCUUGACUACUGAGUCAGCCAUGAAGAAGAUUGAAGACAACACACUUGUGUUCAUUGUGGAUGUCAAGGCCAACAAACACCAGAUCAAACAAGCUGGAAAGAAGCUCUAUGACACUGAUAUGGCCAAGGUUAACACCCUGAUCAGGCCUGAUGGAGAGAAGAAGGCACAGUUGGACUGGCUCCUGAUUAUGAACAAAGCUGGAUCAUCUAAACAGAGUCCAGCUGUCUAA
Sciurus carolinensis (gray squirrel) is the source of this 468-nucleotide messenger RNA. RefSeq names its product 60S ribosomal protein L23a-like. Gene Ontology annotation, biological process: ribosomal large subunit assembly; translation. Gene Ontology annotation, cellular component: ribosome; cytosolic large ribosomal subunit. NCBI's taxonomy places the organism in Eukaryota, Metazoa, Chordata, Mammalia, Rodentia, Sciuridae. The record is from RefSeq and is a predicted model, not a curated record. Gene Ontology annotation, molecular function: structural constituent of ribosome. The transcript has a single exon. Bases 1 to 468 code for a protein of 155 amino acids.